AUGGUACACUGUAUUCAGCUAUAUGGGGAACUAAUCACGAAUUCCGCAAGACCGAAAACGGCUGAUGUGUACGUAUUUCUCAAUGAUUAUAUGUGCAGUUAUCGUGCUAAUAGUGACUGGAAAAUACAAGAGAAAUCAAUGGGGGAAACAGUCGAUUUGGAAGAAGUUUCUCCAUCAAGUACUGUGGAAUCAAGUUCUGUGGAGCUGAAAGGCGAAGCUGUCCCCGUUUCUGACGUGUCGCAGGAGAGCUGUGAAGAAGAGUUGUUCACUUGUAGCAAAAAAGAGAGAAAUGACGCAAGGUCAGUCUUAUUGCGCGACCAGCCCGAAGAUUCAAAAGAUUCGAGUGUAGCAGAUUAUCUUCAACCGCCCCAAUCUCACUCUUCUAGGUCAGACUCAAUCCCGUCUUCAUCUAGAGACUCCAUUGAAGAAAAACCUCAGAUAGGACCAAACACCGACUCCAAGUUUGAAAAUGAAAUGUUCAAGGAGAUCCCAAUCACGGACCUCUUACAGAGUGAGAAUUCUACCGAAAAUGUGUGUGCAUGUCAAUCAGGUGAGAAAGCGUCCAUUAUAUGGACAGAUUUCUAA
Molecule: messenger RNA, 585 nt
Organism: Cooperia oncophora
Lineage: Eukaryota; Metazoa; Nematoda; Chromadorea; Rhabditida; Trichostrongylidae
Source: the annotation of a GenBank genome assembly